AUGCCUCAAUAUUCAGGGCCAUCGACGAAGGCGAACCCUCUCAAGGCGAAGUUUGUUGACAUCGACGAGCGCGAGGUGGUGCGGACGCCCAGCCCAACGCCUUCCGAAGUGCAUAUACUCAGGCACAAGGCACGUAUGUGCGACUGGGGGGUUAUUCUCAACUGGCGGACGUACAAGAACCCGCGGAGGCUCUUCGCGCUCAUCGCUACGAUCACGUUCAUCACCGUCUUCGCGCUGUUCUUGGGGUUCAAGAGCCGCAUAUCAGAAGUACUGGAACCCUUUACAGAGUGGAUUAAGCACCUUCCUGCUGGCUGGCUCAUUCCCAUCGCUGUGCUGCUCAUUCUUUCGUUCCCGCCGCUCAUUGGACACGAGCUAGUCAAUCUUCUUUGUGGUGAGAUUUACGGCCCCUGGAUUGGCUUCGGCAUUGUCAGUGCCGGGACCCUGUUGGGGGAAGUCGUCAAUUACCUGGUUUUCAAGUACUACUGUACUCAACGUGGGAAAAACUGGGAGCGCGACCAACUUCAAUAUGCCUUAAUGGCGCAGGUUGUGCGCGAAGGUGGCCAUUUAGUGCCGAUUGUCAUGCGCUUUAGUGCCAUCCCGAGCCAUUUCACCACGACCGUUUUUGCCACGUGCGGCAUGAGUUUAUGGGUGUUUUUCGUUUCCGCCUUGGUGUCCCUUCCCAAGCAAUUCGCCGCGGUAUACAUCGGUUCUGACGAUGCAGAUGGCAGUGAUCCCCUAGGCCAGGCGAUCAAGUACGUCGUCCUAGCGAUCACCAUCAUCAUCACCUUCGUCGCAGUGUGGUGGGUCAACCGCCGGAUGGACCGCGUCAAAGGGCGCGUCGUCGCCAACCGCCGCCAGUUCCGGUACGUCCCUCCGUGCUCCCGCGGAGUCUCCUCGUCUGACCGCCCCCACGGCACGCUCUCAGCAAAGAGAAGCUGGCGAGAGCCCAGGGUCAGCGCAUUGAGCGACCCGCCCCGAAGACCGUUGCCUCCAGCACCAUCAACAUCGACCUCGAGUCCGGAGCCCACGGCGCCGAGGACGGCGAGGGCUACCCGACCCCGCGCUUGUACAUCGCCCUAUCUUCCACCGACGGCCCGUCUCCUCCCGGGUCCCCGCCGCAAGCCAGGCGCGGGGCUAAGGCCCCUCGGUCGUUCGAAGCUAUCGAGCUUUUGA
Epithele typhae is the source of this 1173-nucleotide messenger RNA. Its product is annotated as snare associated Golgi protein-domain-containing protein. The transcript has 7 exons. Bases 1 to 1173 code for a protein of 390 amino acids. The record is from RefSeq and is a predicted model, not a curated record. Lineage: Eukaryota; Fungi; Basidiomycota; Agaricomycetes; Polyporales; Epitheliaceae.